AUGAUUAGAAGUUAUCUACAUCCAAUGAUGUUCUCUGCACUCUUUCAUCUAUUAAAAUAUCUAAACAUUGAUUCUACAUGGCUUGUUAUUAUGGCACCAAAGUUAUUACAAGGUGUUGCAGCUGCAAUUGGUGACUUUUAUCUUUACCUUUUAUCUAAAUCAUUGUUUGGAAAGGAUACUGCUAAAUGGGCUUUAACAUGUCAAUUAAUAUCAUGGUAUAUGUUUGUUUGUAUAGUUAGAACCUAUUCAAAUUCAAUUGAAACUAUAUUAUUUGUUAUUUCUUUAUAUUAUUUCCCAUUACCUUUGAAACAACAACCAAGUGAAAAGAAUUACAAGAUAUGGAAUAAUAUUCAAAUAUCGGUAGUUUUAACUACAUUUGCAUUUGUUAUUCGUCCAACAACUUGUAUCAUGUGGUUGUAUCUUGUUCCAUUAUACAUUGUCAAAAAUGUUAGAUCAGUCAAAUCAUUGUUUAAAUUUAUCAUUGUAGACUGCUUUAUACCCUUUGCACUGGCAUUUGGUAUCUCUAUUGCCAUUGAUUACAUCUACUAUGGCCAAAUAACCAUCGUUGCAUACAACUUUUUAUAUUUUAACGUUGUAAAGAAUAUUUCCUCAUUUUAUGGAACUCAUCCAUUCCAUUGGUUCUUUACUCAAGGAUUCCCAACAAUAGCAUAUACGACGCUACCAAUAUUUAUUCUAUCAUAUUAUCAAUUAUACAAAAAGGGUGAUACACAAAGACUACAUCUUGCCAAUGUAGCAUGGUUUACCAUUUUCUUUUACAGUUUACUUGCACACAAAGAAUUUAGAUUCAUCAUGCCAAUCUUACCAAUUGUUAUGAUUUACGCUGGUCAUUUUAUUUCAUCUCUACUAAAUAUAACACAAUCAACUAAAAAGGAAUCAAAGUCAACUAAAGAUGAUCAUCCAUCUACUUCUGCGUCUCAAUCAACACCUACAACUAAACCAAUUUAUAUUACAUUAAUUGGAAUAUUAUUAUUAUUAAAUAUUCCAAUGAUUGUAUUCUUUACAACGUUUCAUCAACGUAGUCCAAUCGAUAUUAUGCAUUAUAUCAAUAGUGACAUUUCUCCAUUGUAUCCAGCCAAUGGAAAUGCCAAUGUAUCGGUACAUCUCCUCAUGUCCUGUCAUGCCACACCCUUCCAAAGCUAUGUCCACAAUCCAAGAGUGAAUCUAAAGAUGUUGGAAUGUCCACCACCUAUCCAUCAACUACACGACGAUCACCAGACACAGACACAAACCCAAACACAAUCAGUAUUAUACCAAACUGAAAAGGAUAUCUUUUAUGCAGACCCACGUAAAUAUCUUACCACGAGAUACAAUCUUACGCCACCAAAACUAUCCAAAUUCCAAAAGCCAAACGAUCGUCAAACGACUACUACUGACAACAAUAACAACAAGGUCAUUAUAAUGGAGAUUCCAGAUUACUUUAUCAUCAACGAUGACUUGGUUGAUCAGUUUUUGAAUACAACUGCCAUUUCAAAAUAUUAUAAACAGAAACAAACUGUUGUAAUAACAACUAAAUAA
Messenger RNA from Cavenderia fasciculata, 1536 nucleotides. RefSeq names its product putative transmembrane protein (gene pigB). Gene Ontology annotation, biological process: GPI anchor biosynthetic process. The record is from RefSeq and is a predicted model, not a curated record. The coding region runs from base 1 to 1536 and encodes 511 amino acids. Gene Ontology annotation, molecular function: alpha-1,2-mannosyltransferase activity. Gene Ontology annotation, cellular component: endoplasmic reticulum membrane. The transcript has 6 exons. NCBI's taxonomy places the organism in Eukaryota, Evosea, Eumycetozoa, Acytosteliales, Cavenderiaceae.